AUGGGAUCCAUCAACAAGCAAAUAUCUCGGUUCGAGUGCACGGCCGUGUAUACUCAUCCCGAGGCAAGGGUGGACAUUGUUCUCAUCCACGGUCUGAAUGGCGAGCCGCAGAAGACGUGGACUGCAAAGAAUGGCAUCUUUUGGCCAACCGACCUCCUCCCUGACUCUCUGAAGGACGCACAUGCCAAUGUUCUUGUCUAUGGAUAUAACGCUGAUGUAUACUCGUCUCGUAAUGAUAAAAAAAGCGAAGACUCUACUCGUAAUCCUAUCAUAUGGGUGGCUCACAGUCUUGGCGGUAUACUCCUUAAACGAGCACUCGAGUACUCCAACGAUGUCCGAGUCAGCCAACAUGAGGAUUACCGUUCCAUAUAUGUAUCUACUUUCGGUAUCAUAUUCCUCGGAACACCACACACCGGCUCCGGUCUAGCAACAUGGGGUCAUAUGCUCCAGUCUAUGUCUGAUGUGAUCAUUCCAAAGAAGAUCUUCGAGUCAGAACCAGUCUUGCUCAAGACUCUGAAGAAAGACAACGAGACACUUCAGAACAUCAACAACCAUUUCCUCGACAUUUACCAGCGUUUCAGGAUUCACAUGGCCCAUGAGAAUCACAAGACAGACAUCAAAGGAUCAAAGUGA
Molecule: messenger RNA, 633 nt
Organism: Phaeoacremonium minimum UCRPA7
Lineage: Eukaryota; Fungi; Ascomycota; Sordariomycetes; Togniniales; Togniniaceae
Product: putative and nb-arc domain protein
Exons: 3
Coding region: 1-633 (210 amino acids)
Source: RefSeq, a predicted model, not a curated record